AUGAGAUAAACACAAAAGGUCAUGCUAGCUUUUUCAGAAGCAACUACAAGUGAAUUAAAUGAAAUAUUAGAGCAUCGGUUCUUUAAGGAGAAGAAGUCACCAAAAUCAAAAUCUAAAACCAGUUUAUCGAAAUAGUAAUCUACUGCUCCAAUGUCUGCCAUUAAAUAGGAAAAUAGUGGAACUAAGAAUAUCUAUGAGAUUAUCAAGUAAAUGCGAUUGGAAAGGAAUGCUCCUGUUGAUCUUGUUGGCCCUUAAAAAUGCUUUGAUAAAGAUAAGGAUAUAGAAACUUAAAGAUUUUAGAUCUUAACUAGUUUGAUGUUGAGUCCAUAAACCAAGGACGAUGUGACAUCCAAAUGUGCUAACAGACUCUUGGAAUAUACCAUGAAUGAUAUUGCAAAUAUGGAUGAGCCAGAAUUGAUUAAGUUGAUUUAUGAAGUUAAUUUUAAUGUCACUAAAGCAAAAAGAAUUAAAGACUUGGCCUAAUUAGCAAUUUAUAAAGGAAUGCCAAAAACCUUCGAGGAAACUAUUAAGAUAAAAGGUGUAGGGGAAAAGAUAGCAUUAUUGUAUAUGCAGGUAGCAUUCUAAAGAGUCGAAGGAAUCCCAAUAGAUGUCAAUAUGAUUAGAAUUUGCAAUAGAAUUCCUAUAUUAAAAGAGAAGUCUCCGACUAAAUUAAGAAAGUUUUUAGAAUCAUAGUUUGAGCAUAAGGAAUGGGGAGAAAUAAAUGAAACAUUAGUAGGAUUUGGAUAAUAAAUUUGUUUACCUAAACCUAAAUGUGAUUAAUGUAAAUUAAAGGAUAUUUGUGAGUAUUAUAAAUUACAAAACACUUCUGACUGA
Molecule: messenger RNA, 834 nt
Organism: Paramecium octaurelia
Lineage: Eukaryota; Ciliophora; Oligohymenophorea; Peniculida; Parameciidae
Source: the annotation of a GenBank genome assembly